Molecule: messenger RNA, 1653 nt
Organism: Entrophospora sp. SA101
Lineage: Eukaryota; Fungi; Glomeromycota; Glomeromycetes; Entrophosporales; Entrophosporaceae
Source: the annotation of a GenBank genome assembly
AUGUCUUCAUCAAAUACUAAAAAAACUAUAGCGGGAGAAGAUUCAGAUAUUUUAGAAUUUUUGAAUCGUAAAUUAGCAAAUUUAUCUGUAUCUCCUAAUGAUGAUAAUGUCGAUAUGUCGGAAACUAAUGAUGGUUUACCUGUUUGUGAUACAUCUGACUUGCUGCCAAGAUAUUCACAAGCUAUUAUUGCAGCUGUUUACUCUAAAAUUCCUUCUUUUCGUCUUGCUGCAAUUACAAGACUUCGAAAAUAUCUUUCUUUUCAAAAAGUUGAUCAAAGGGUUGAAAAUGUUCUUGAUUUAGAUAUAGUACCUUUGCUCAUCGAAUUUCUUGAAGAUCAUAAUGAUAAUAUGUUACAGUAUGAAACAGCUUGGAUUAUCACAAAUAUAGCUGCUGGUUCUACACGACAGAUUCAAGUAAUAGUUUCAGCCGGUGUUAUACAACAUCUUGUUGAUGUUUUAACAAAAUCAAAUAAAAUGGAAGUGCAAUCACAGAUUAUAUGGGCUUUGGGAAAUAUAGCAGGAGAUAGAUCAACGUUCAGGGAUAUUAUUUUAUCAACCGGUGUACUUGAUACAUUUAUUUAUUUGUUGAAGAAUUAUGGUCGAUACAAUUAUAUGAUUGUUAGGAUAACUGUUUGGGCCGCUGCAAAUCUUUGUCGUGCUUGUUCUUCUGCAUAUGAUUCUUGUUGGGCAAUGUCUAGAAUAUUGAAUGGUACUCAUCGCCAAGAUUGUAAUUUGAUAGUUGAUAAUAAAUUAUGUCGUCGUCUAGUUGAGAUACUAAACAAAAAAAAUUAUGAUUCUUCAAUUCAUUUGCCUGUUCUACGUACUAUAGUUAACAUUACAUCCGGAACAGAAAAACAAACACAAUCGGUAAUAGAUGCAGGUGCAUUAACUACAUUAGCAAAUUUGUUUUUAACAGGCAAAAAUACAACAUUAAGGCGUUAUGCUUGUCUUGCCAUUUCAAAUAUAGCCGCUGGUACUUUUUGUCAGGUAGAAGCCGUUCUUAAAGAACCAAGUCUAAUUGAUCAUAUUGUCAUGUUACUUUGGGAUAGUGAUAUAAGAGUUGUGAAAGAAGCAUGUUGGGUACUUAGCAACGUUACAAGAUUACAUGAUCCUGGUCACACAAAUUUUAUUUUACAAUAUGAUAUACUUGCUCCACUUUUACCAAUUUUAAAAAAUUUAUCAACACCCGAGGAAUUUCUGCAUAAAGUUAUUGAACUAUUUGUUAAUAUAUUAUCAGUCGGUGAUAUGUGCAGGUCAUCACAAACAACAAUUUCACAAAAUCCUUAUGCAAAGCAAUUUAUUGAUGUUGGUAUAGUUGAUGCUCUUAUGAUUGUUUUCAAUAAUCUUAAUGAUUGUGUGGAGGAGGAUCUGUCUUAUUUUACUAAUAUUAAUUAUAAUAGCUAUUUACAAGAGGAUGUUUUAUAUUUAUUGUUUUAUGGUCCUUUAAAUGAAAAAGUUUAUUUAUUAUUGGAAAAAUGGUUUUAUGGUCAUUUACACGGAAAUGAUAAUAGUGGUAGUAGCGGUGCUACUGCUACUAGCAGUAAAAAAGUUGACAAUGUGGAUAAUUCCAAUGAUGAUGUUGACGCAGAAAUUUCUAAUAUAGAAGAAUAUGUUAAGAGAUUAUCUCUCAUGGAAGGUGUAGAUGUUUUCUAA